This is a messenger RNA of Moneuplotes crassus, 1097 nucleotides long. Lineage: Eukaryota; Ciliophora; Spirotrichea; Euplotida; Euplotidae. The record is from the annotation of a GenBank genome assembly.
AUGCAAGAUUUUAAUGAUUUUCAGGAGAUUGUGCCAAACUUGUACUUAGGCAAUCAGAUAUCUGCAACAAAAAUUUUAACAAUUAGAAAGAAGAAGAUUCAGCUCAUAAUCUAUGCUAAUGGAGGUAGUGGGGUUAAAGGGUUGAAGAGAAGCAAGAACUACACUAAUAUGUUUUCAAGCGUAGAUACAAAGUCUUUAGAGAUUGAGGAUCAUCCUGAUUUUUGUAUUAAGGAGUUCUUUGAUCCCACAAUUGAAUUAAUAUCAAGCUAUCUUUCCCAAUCCAAACCAGUGUUGAUAGUAUGAACUGCUGGAGUCUCUAGAAGCGCUACUAUUGUGACUGCUUUCAUUAUGAAAACCACCGGAAAAACUUUUGAAGAAGCACUCCAAUUUGUCAAAGAAAAAAGAAGAUUUAUUAACCCUAAUGCUGGCUUCGUAAAGCAGCUUCAAGAAUACGAAAAAGAGCUUUUAAAACAAAGAUGAGAACUAUGUGCUCUUGAGAAAACCACAAUUUGGUAUACAAAGUAUGACACAAUGAACUUUAAAUUUUUGUUGUGAGAUCAAUGAGAUGAACCCAUCUGAGUUGCUAAAAAUCAUGACCUGAAACUUUCCGAUUCUCAAGUUUCAAAUGAAUUUGAGAAAGCAAUCAAAAAUUUUGCAAAAGAUUUUUAUCUAAGCGAGGACUGGAAUUUAGAUACAAAGCAAAGGACUAUAAAGGAUCAUUUUCAUUGCCAUAUUAGAAAACCGAGAGUUUUAAAACCUCCGAAAAAUAGCACUAAGGAUGUUAAGGUAUUAAAUGGAUCUAAAUAAAUCGGUAGAUCAACAAAGAGUUCACAAAUAGUUCUCUCGCUUUGAAGAAUUAUAAAAUUUAUUCAGAAUAUGGAGAUAAGACUAAAUCGAACAUAAAUUUAGAGCUUAGUCUUGUAAAGCCGAAAUCCUUAAUAUAUACUGCAAAGAUCAAUGACACUAAAUCACCUUCAACAAUGAGAGUUGUUUUUGAGUUUGAACUGAAUAAAAAUAACAAACCAGUAAAUUUCUUAAACUUAAAGGGCGACGCAACUGAGAUGACAGAUUUAAAGAAUCUGAUAUCUAAAAUUUAG